UAUAUAAACCCCCUCCACCUAACCUGUCCGACGCAAUGCCUCGCUCUCUCAAUUCGGAUAUCGGAUCCCAAACCAAACCCUAAUUUCAUCUCCGCGGCAAUGACUGGACGCGGCAAGGGAGGCAAGGGGCUAGGCAAGGGAGGAGCCAAGAGGCACAGAAAGGUGCUGAGGGACAACAUCCAGGGUAUCACCAAGCCCGCCAUCCGCCGUCUGGCUCGCCGUGGCGGCGUCAAGCGUAUCAGCGGCCUCAUCUACGAGGAGACCCGCGGAGUGCUCAAGAUCUUCUUGGAGAAUGUGAUCCGGGAUGCCGUGACUUACACCGAGCACGCCCGGAGGAAGACGACGGCGAUGGACGUUGUCUAUGCGCUCAAGAGGCAGGGCAGGACUCUGUACGGGUUCGGGGGUUAGGUUGUUGGGUAUCGGAUUGGGGAUUCAUGUAAAUUGGUCGGUUGGUGUGGUGGUUGGGUAGAUUUAGUUAACCAAUUUCUAAAAUUUAAUGUUUUUUAGUUUGGAUUUUAAUGGAACAUGAAUCUAUUUUCAGUCCA
Molecule: messenger RNA, 545 nt
Organism: Pyrus x bretschneideri (Chinese white pear)
Lineage: Eukaryota; Viridiplantae; Streptophyta; Magnoliopsida; Rosales; Rosaceae
Product: histone H4
Biological process (GO): nucleosome assembly
Cellular component (GO): nucleosome
Molecular function (GO): protein heterodimerization activity; structural constituent of chromatin; DNA binding
Source: RefSeq, a predicted model, not a curated record